This is a messenger RNA of Acanthamoeba castellanii str. Neff, 1356 nucleotides long. RefSeq lists its product as uncharacterized. Gene Ontology annotation, cellular component: intracellular membrane-bounded organelle. The record is from RefSeq and is a predicted model, not a curated record. The transcript is spliced from 8 exons. Lineage: Eukaryota; Discosea; Longamoebia; Acanthamoebidae. Gene Ontology annotation, biological process: magnesium ion homeostasis. The coding region runs from base 1 to 1356 and encodes 451 amino acids.
AUGGCACGUACCCACACACUCAGCAUUGGCACGGCGCUGCUGCUCCUGCUGGGCAUCUUGACGCUGGUAAGUGCCCUGGACAUGGACAUGGACAUGGACAUGACGGCGAUGGAGCGGAUGAAGCGGGCCGCGGGCAAGAAGGUGGAAUGCGAGAUGGAGGGCGAUUCGGUGGUGUGCAACGGCACCACCUACUCGGAGGCCGAGGAGGACGACUUCCCCACCCCGCGGUUCUGGGUCGAUCUAGCCGUGAGCGCCGGCUUAGUCUGCCUCGCCGGCCUCAUGUCGGGCCUCACCAUGGGCCUCAUGUCCAUCGACUUCCUCAACCUCCAAAUCCUUGCCAAUGGCGGCGGCACCAAACAAGAACAGAUCUACGCCAAUAGGAUCAUCCCGCUGGUGAAGCGUCAUCACCUUUUGCUGGUGACUCUCCUGGUGGCCAAUGCGGCGGCAAUGGAGGCUCUGCCGCUCUUCGUGGACCGAAUCGUCGGUACUGUGGGCGCCAUCCUCAUCUCCGUGACCGCCGUCUUGCUCUUUGGCGAGAUCAUUCCCCAGGCCAUCUGCACGCGCUACGGUCUGGCCAUUGGCGCCAAUCUCGCCUGGCUGGUGUGGAUCAUCAUCAUCCUUCUCUUCCCCAUCUCGUGGCCCAUCAGCCUGCUGCUCGACUUCCUUCUCGGCGGCGAGCAGGGCACCUUCUUCCGUAGAGCACAGUUGAAGGAGCUGGUGAGCCUCCACGGCGAACAGGGACCCGACCAGGAGGCGGGCGACUUGCUGGCCGCCGGCGGCGAGCUGGGCGCCACGCUGACCAAGGACGAGGUGACGAUCAUCAAGGGCGCUCUCGACCUCUCGAGCAAGAUCGUCAAGGACACCAUGACGCCCAUCGACAAGGUCUUCAUGCUCGACAUCAAGGACCGCCUCACCGAACAGAAGCUGGACCAGAUUCUCCAGACUGGGCACAGUCGCGUGCCGGUCUACCGAGGGGGCAAGACCAACGUGGUCGGCAUGAUCAUCGUCAAGAAGCUCAUCAAGCUCAACCCCGAGCGAGCCACGCCCGUAUCGGACGUGGAAUUGGUCAGGUUGCCCACCGUGAGCGAAGACACGGAGCUCUACCCUCUUCUCAAUCUCUUCCGGCGCGGUCACAGUCAUAUGGCUUUGGUGGUCGACGCGGUGGACCACGUCACCAUCCGGGGCAUCAUCACGCUGGAGGACGUCUUCGAGGAACUCAUCCAGGAGGAGAUCCGGGACGAGACUGACGCUAUCAGGGGCAUUGCAAAGGAGAUGAUGGCGCGUCAGGAGUCGCUCUCGCUCAUGCGCGGCCAAUCGGUGAUGAACAUGCCUCGAACCAUCGCCUAUCCCAUGUAA